AUGGACAGCACCGGCACGCCGUGGAGCUCCCAGGUGGCGCCCACCAUCUUCCCCCGCGUGGGCUACAGCAUCAUCUCCUUCCUCAUGUUCAUCACCACCGUCCUGACGGUGUUCAACAACGGCCUGGUGAAUCACCCCUGGGAUGAACACGUUCAUGGGGUAGCAGCAGAGACGGGUUUCUUCAGGCAGACGGUGAUCACCAGGCCGUUGUUGAACACCGUCAGGACGGUGGUGAUGAACAUGAGGAAGGAGAUGAUGCUUGGCGUUUCCCUUCUGCUCGGUCUGGUGUCGCUGUGCACGCUGACCCUGCUGGCGUACGAGCGCUACAACGCCGUGUGCAAGCCCGACGCCAGCCUCAAGCUGGGGAUGAGGAGGAGCAUCAAGGGCCUCCUCUUCGUCUGGGCCUUCUGCCUGUUCUGGGCCGUGGGGCCCCUGCUGGGAUGGAGCGGCUACGGCCCCGAGGGGGUGCAGACGUCCUGCUCCCUGUCCUGGGAGGAGAGGUCCUGGAGCAACUACAGCUACCUCACCCUCUACACGCUCAUGUGCUUCCUGUUCCCGGUGGCCGUCAUCAUCUACUGCUACUCCAGAGUGCUGGCGUCCAUGAGAAAGCUGAACAGGAGCGUGGAGCUCCAGUCGGGGCGUUCCUUGCAGAAGGAGAACGACCACGCCACCAGCAUGGUCCUGACUAUGGUGGUGGCCUUCUUCAUGUGCUGGCUGCCUUACACCGCCUUGUCGGUGGUGGUGGUGGUCAAUCCUCAGCUCCACAUCCCUCCGCUGGUGGCGACCAUGCCCAUGUACUUUGCCAAGACCAGCCCCGUGUACAACCCCAUCAUCUACUUCCUGUCCAACAAGCAGUUCCGGGACGGCGCUCUGGAGAUGCUGUCCUGCGGCCGCUACAUCCCCCACGGCUCCUCCACCCGGGUGAGCAUCAACAUGAGGCCCCUGAGCCGGAGGAGACGGCUGAUCCCCUGCAGCAGAAUCAACAGGCACAGCAAGGUGUUGCCUCUGUAA
Molecule: messenger RNA, 1011 nt
Organism: Entelurus aequoreus (snake pipefish)
Lineage: Eukaryota; Metazoa; Chordata; Actinopteri; Syngnathiformes; Syngnathidae
Product: pinopsin-like
Exons: 6
Coding region: 1-1011 (336 amino acids)
Biological process (GO): visual perception; G protein-coupled receptor signaling pathway
Cellular component (GO): membrane; photoreceptor outer segment
Molecular function (GO): G protein-coupled receptor activity
Source: RefSeq, a predicted model, not a curated record